AUGGUCAAAGAAAAACUGGCGUUUACCAAUCAAAAGAAGGCUUCCGCCACAAAGAAGCCUCAACCUAAACAGCAACAGGUUGGCCACCCAAAACUUCCAUCAUCAUUGAAUGUCUCCGGAGACGAGAACAUUUCACCUCCAUCAUCUCAUCAGCCUCCAGUAUCUGAACCAAUACCACCAAGCACCACUUUGUUGAAGUCAAACGAUACAGUAGGAGAUGAGCCAAACAAUGAGCUUAUCAACCGAAUUAACAAGGAAAUUAGAAAUUACAGAAAGCAAAUAGCAAAACACAAAAAACUUGGUGAUGAUAUUCAAAACCAAUUGGACUUUGAGGUAGUAAUGCCAACCAUUCCUGCUUCUCUCAACAAGAAAGAACUGUCUUUUGAUGAGAGUAUUGAGCGAAAAAAGAUUGAUACUCAAAUUGAAGAAGUCAAAAAGAAGGAAAAGCAACUAAAAGAUAUGAUUGAAAUUUUAGAGUCGGAGUCAAAGUCUUUGGAGACUCUCGAGUUUAUUCAAGGCUCUAUGUCCAAAAUUUUCAAUGAUUAUGAAACUCGCCAAUCGAAAUUGGAAAAAGAUGUAAAACAAUUUCAAAAAGAAAUCAAACAAAAAGAUCAACAAUUGGAAGAAACACUUCAAGCGUUGAAUAACACAAAAUACCAACUUUCGAUUCAAGCAAAUAACAAAAAAGAGAAUGUCACAAGAUUAUCCUCAUACGAACAACAGAUAAAUGAACUAACUGAGGAAAAUAGGAGACUCCAAAGUCAAAUCAAGGAAUUCGAAGCUCUUAGAGAAGAAAAUUCCAGACUAAGGUCAGACUAUUCAGACGUAAACAAAUCAUUUGAGAAUUACAAAAAUGAAACAUCGCAACAACUUUCUGACCAGCGUAAUGUUAUUGAGGAGCAAAAGAAAAUAAUUCAACAAGGAGAAGAAGCAAUUCGAAUGCAUGCAAACAGAUUUAACCAAGCCAAUAAUGAGUUAAUGAUGCUUAGACAACAAUAUUUGGAACAGGAUAAAUUCAUCAAAUAUCAACAACAUCAAAUUUCUAUGAAAAUGGAGGAGAAUAGCUCCAUUGCGAAAGAAAACAAUACUUUGAAAGAAGAAAUUUCCAAAUCGACAAAACAUAUUCAAGAACUGUUGGAGAAAAUCAAGAAUUUAGAAGUUACUGUCUCGAACCUCACAUCUUCCAACAAAAAAUUGCAAGAAAAACUCCAGAAAACAGAAUCAGAGUCUCAAUCCACUAUUCAACAAUUAGAGGAGCAGUUAAAACAGCGUCCUGUGGUUGCAUUCCCUGUGAAGUUCGAAGAGGAUAUCAUUAACGAUGCAAUGGACCAAAAGAGAGCAAAGGAUAUUGUAGAGCUCAUACAAGUUUUGAACUUUUUCAAUAUUUCCCAUCCAGACUCUUUCGAAAGGAGGUCAAUGUUCCUAUCUGACCAAAUGGCAAUGAGUCAAUCUGGAAAGGAAGUUUCAAUUCUUACUCAUGGAGAUUUUGCUGCUCUAGACUCUCUUACUCGCUCAUUAUUUGGACAACAUCAAACCAUUGAUCAAGUUGAAGCAUCUGUCAUGGAUGGUGUUCAAAAGUUAGAGAAGAUUUUGAAUAGAUGUGAAAAGGAAUACAUCCUUGACUUGUCCUACAAAGUGAUAGCUCAACAAAUUAGAGAGUUGGCCUCCUCACACAUUUACCUCUAUGGAAAAACACUUUAUCCAUAUAUUUCAUCGAGUUUUGAUAGCAACCCACUUUCCUCAAACAAUGCCAUGUUCAAUGCUCAAGGCUAUAAUAUUAAGAUGGACGAUUCAAGCAUGUCUUCAACCACAAAGCUCAAGAGCAAUUUUAUGAACAGCGAAAUUACAGCUGCUACCAUGCCAACCACAACAACAUCAACCACAUCUCCACCUUCCACCAACUUUGACACCAAUACCUCUUCCAACAUUAAUAUAACAUAUGAUGUGCCAAUCAGUGUUACAACAUCUCCUUCCAGCACUGAAGCAUCAAACUGGAAAAACAAUGAUGCAGCUUUACUCACAGUUCCAAGCGCUCCAACAGAGCAGGAAAUUGGACAAUUAUCUUCCUCACCAACAAAUCCCAAUGUUUUUGAAAGUUCUGAGAUUCAAGAAAGCCAUGAAUCCAACAUUGAACCACCAAAUGUGCCCUUAGAGAGUCAGGUGCGAUUGUCACCUUCUGCUCCUUCUCCAACAAGCGAAAUUGAAGAAUUAGUACCAUCCUCGGCGAACAUCAUCAACAAGAAAACAACGAAUUAUUCGAGAGGAAGAGGACGAGGAGCAUAUGGCAGUCGAGGAAGACAGAGAAAGCUUUUUGUGCGAACAGAAACUAAACAAUAA
Messenger RNA from Naegleria fowleri, 2337 nucleotides. RefSeq lists its product as uncharacterized. The transcript is spliced from 3 exons. Lineage: Eukaryota; Heterolobosea; Eutetramitea; Acrasida; Naegleriidae. The record is from RefSeq and is a predicted model, not a curated record. Bases 1 to 2337 code for a protein of 778 amino acids.